AUGUCUUCGUAUACGCCAAUUGGGCCCCCUCAGCCAUAUAAUGGUACGGGGAAAACUGGCGGCGAUUCCGCCGUCGAUAAUCUGAACGUAUAUUUCGAUCCGGGUGACCAGGCGUAUAUCAUCGUUUCAUCAUGCAUGGUACUGCUCAUGAUUCCGGGCCUGGGCUUCUUAUAUUCGGGAUUGGCACGUCGAAAGUCUGCCCUUUCCAUGAUAUGGGCGUGUAUGGGUUCUUUCUCCGUAAUUGUGUUCCAAUGGUAUUUUUGGGGUUACUCGCUGGCCUUUAGCCCUUCUGCAACAAAUGGAUUCAUCGGAAAUUUGGGAAGUUUUGGUCUGAAGGGUGUUCUGGGAACGCCUUCACCUGGAUCACCACUUAUUCCUGAAUUGCUAUAUUCUUUUUACCAGCUACAAUUUUGUGCUACUACAGCUGCAAUAGUAGUAGGAGCUAUUGCUGAAAGGGGGCGAUUAAUUCCAGCCAUGGUGUUUAUCUUCUGCUGGGCAACACUCGUAUACUGCCCCCUUGCAUGCUGGGCAUGGAACGUCAACGGAUGGGGUUACAAAUACGGAGUUCUCGACUACGCUGGAGGUGGACCUGUCGAAAUCGGAUCUGGUCUUUCGGCUCUCGCAUACUCGAUGGUGUUGGGCAAGCGUCAAGAGAAGAUGAUGUUGAACUUCAGACCCCACAAUGUUUCGUUGAUUACACUGGGAACGAUUCUUCUGUGGUUUGGAUGGCUCGGUUUCAACGGUGGUUCGGCAUUUGGUGCCAAUCUUCGUGCUGUUAUGGCUUGCUGGAACUCAUGUUUGGCUGCCAUGUUCGGUUCAAUCACUUGGUGCUUGCUAGAUUACCGUCUUGCAAGGAAAUGGUCAAUGGUUGGCUGGUGUUCCGGCUGUAUUUCUGGUCUUGUCGCUGCCACCCCAGCCUCUGGUUUCAUCCCACCAUGGGCAGCCGUCAUUCUCGGCAUAGUCACUGGCAUAGUUUCUAAUUUUGCAACUAAGAUUAAGUUUUGGAUCGGCAUCGACGAUAGCAUGGAUGUCUUCGCUGAGCACGGCAUCGCUGGUAUAGUCGGUCUCAUCUUCAACGCCCUCUUCGCCGCCGACUACAUUAUUGGAUUAGACGGUGUGAAUGGAAACGGUGCUAUAAACGGCGGCUGGCUCAAUCACAAUUACAAGCAACUUUACAUCCAAGUUGCCUACAUUGUAGCUUGCACCGGCUAUGCCUUUGUGAUGUCCGCCAUUAUCGCCUACAUCAUCAACUACAUCCCCGGCCUACAUCUUCGUGCAUCAGAGGAUGCCGAACUCCUUGGUAUGGACGAUGAUCAACUCGGCGAGUUCGCCUACGAUUACGUUGAGGUCCGCAGAGAUUACCUUGCGUGGACACCCGCCAAGGACGAGCCCGAGAAGACGGAGAGCAAUGUUGCCGCGGGAGACAGGUACGGGAUCCCUCAACACAGCGAUAUGAUUAAUGGACAUUCACCGGAGCGGGAUGCUGGAAAUGCGCAUACUGGGAUUCAAGGCGAUCGUCAUGCUCAGGGUAUUGAUGCCGAUGAACACAACGAAAAACCUGUACCUGCUACUAAUGGCUUAUGA
Messenger RNA from Lachnellula hyalina, 1584 nucleotides. RefSeq names its product Ammonium transporter (gene MEP3). NCBI's taxonomy places the organism in Eukaryota, Fungi, Ascomycota, Leotiomycetes, Helotiales, Lachnaceae. Gene Ontology annotation, biological process: ammonium transmembrane transport. The record is from RefSeq and is a predicted model, not a curated record. Bases 1 to 1584 code for a protein of 527 amino acids. Gene Ontology annotation, molecular function: ammonium channel activity. The transcript is spliced from 4 exons. Gene Ontology annotation, cellular component: plasma membrane.